Guillardia theta CCMP2712 is the source of this 1353-nucleotide messenger RNA. RefSeq lists its product as hypothetical. NCBI's taxonomy places the organism in Eukaryota, Cryptophyceae, Pyrenomonadales, Geminigeraceae. The coding region runs from base 1 to 1353 and encodes 450 amino acids. The record is from RefSeq and is a predicted model, not a curated record. Gene Ontology annotation, cellular component: plasma membrane. The transcript is spliced from 12 exons.
AUGAGCACCUCUUCGGUAGCCUAUUUGCGCACCCCCGUCGUCCAGGCACUUGACUGGGUCGGCUUCAUCUCGCUGGGAGGGACUGCGGCCGUGCUGGCGUACAGGCUGAUGAACUUCAAGCCGCCCAACAAAGACAUCCUCUACUUCUUCGGGUACCGUGAGAAGGGGAUGAUCUCGCUGUACGUGAAUCUGUUUGCGGCAGUGGCAUAUUACGCAAGAAUCACGUCGCACUUGUCCGGAGACGUCGGGGCCGCGACCAACAUCAUCCUGUACAAGUACUUUGACUACCUCAUCACCUGCCCUCUUCUGGUAGGGACGAAGAGUAAGAGAGGGGAGACCUUCGAUUUGCUGACUACGCUCAACCUGCCGUACAAGAUCACCUACGCGGUGUACGUGCAGAUCACGAUCUUUACCGGCUUCAUGUCUGCGAACACACCACCACCAGCCACGUUUCUGUGGUUUGCGUUUGGGAUGCUGCUGUUCAGCUACACGUGGUUCAACAUCAUUAGCCUCGUGCAGGUACGCUUCAUCCAGUACUUCGCCAAGAAGGGCAACACGACCCAGUCCCGGCGAGUGUCGGUGGCCUCGAAAGCAGGUUUCCGCAACAAGAACGUGAGGAACCCACUGCAGACGGCCUUGAGCACCUACUUCUGCAUCUGGAUGGUGUACCCGGUGUUGUGGCUGCUGCUCAAGACCAAGGUGAUCGACCAAGUGACGGAGCAUUGCAUCAACGUUGUGAUGGACGUGCUGGCGAAGUCUAUGUACGGGUUUGCGCUACUUCGGUUCCAGCUGCUCAUGGACAAGGCAAAUCUUGAGCUGUCAGAGCUGAAGGUGACGAAGUCGGACUUGAUGGAAGACUUCAACGCGGAGAAGAAGAAGAUGCGGGAGCUCCGCCGCCGACAGCAGGCUGAAAUGGAAGCGCAAGAGAUGUCGGACGACGACGAAGACGUCGAUGACCAAGCUGGCGAGAGCAACCAGAGUCAGAAAUCUAAGGCUGGCAAACAAUCCUCUGGAAAGAACUCGCCUAUCUCGCAGGAGCAGCUCGGCAUGCUUUUGUCACAGAUGGCGACGAUGCAGCAGAUGAGCUCGCCGCGUCAGAUGUCUCAGCCCAGCCAGAUGAUGAUGUCUCCUAUGCAAACGUCGAUGAUGCCCGGUGGCAUGCCAAACUCCUUCAUGUCGGCUCCUCCUCCCCGCAUGAUCGAUGAGAACGCCGGCAACGCGCCAGCGAACUGGAUGUCAGCUCAGCCGGUGCAGCAGAGCGCUGCAGGAGGUGUAGGGGGAGCCCAGCCAAACAACUGGCGCCAGGCAUUCGAUGAUCUCGACCAGGGUCGCGGGAUGUCACGUGACGUCUGA